AUGCAAAUGGAUUCACUUUAUGAGGAUAUUGAAGUUGUUAGUGAAGGAGAGGAUUCUUUAUCGGAUUAUGGUGAUAAUUCCAUACCUACAAAGCUUGAAAUGAAAAACAGCAAAGCAUGCGAUAAAAUUGCAUCACCGAAUUUUGAUAACUACUUUUCUUCACCUUCUGAUGAUAGGAUUAGAUCUCCGAGUGUACCUAAUCUAUAUUCAUUGAGUGCUACGCCCUCUGAUGACAGUGAUCAUAAAAAAACAAAUUCAAUGCCAAAUUUGUCUAGGGAAGCACAAUUGGAACAGCUGAGGUUUAUUCAAUCGAUGAAUUUUUGUCAGAAUUUCUCAUCUAUAAUCAAUGAACAAUAUGACGAAAAUUAUUCAUGGAUUGAUUCUAUUGGAGAUUAUUAUAGAUAUGGUGACAAGGAAAAAUAUGUAGAACCAACUAAAUUACCAGAUAUUGAAUUGACCGAUAAAGACAUUAGUUCAUACUUGGACAGAAUCGAAGAAUUGUACAUUAACUACGAGAAGAGUAAAAUCAAACCAAAUAUUCAAUCAAACUAUUACGAGUCAGAGUUAGAAAGUACCUUUGCUAUGGAUAUUGCAAUUAAUAGAGAAAUGAUACCUGCAAUAUAUUUUGAAGAGGGAUUUGAUUUGGGAAAUGUCAAAACUUUUCAAGAAAUUUUCUCUGAGGAAGCCAUGUCGACAUCAUUACUUUUUCAAGAAAAAAUUUCACAUUACCUCGACAAGACUGAAAUUUUACUAAUUCAACACAUAACAUUCCGUUCCUCAAAGAUUUUUGAUGCCUUCUUCCAAUAUAAUCAGUUAGAUGAUGACUUACAAGUAGCUAUUCCUCUAGUGAAGGAGCUACGUCAAAAAAUCAAAGAUAUCGACAAUAUAUCAUCUAAAACACCACUGGAGGUCACUUCCCUUGUAAGGAGAAGGAAGAAUCUUAAAAAAACUCUAGAAAUGUACAAAGUAAUUUAUGCCAUUCAACAAGGUCAAGAAAUAAUUGAUGAAUUGAUUGAACGCAAUGAUUUCCUCUCUGCUUUGGAGCUCAUCAAUGAAACAAGAGAGGUCAUCAAAACAGAGUUUGCUAGCUUGAAGUGCUUCAGAAAUUUACCAGAGAAACUAAACGAAAAGACAAUAGAAAUUCAAUCCAAAGCACAAAAUUUAUUUAUUUCCAAAUUAAUAGAAGGAUACAUAUCCUUAUUCGAAGAUCCAAAGAAGCCCAAUGAAUCUUUGCAAGAUUUUAUCAAGACAUUAACCGAGAAUAAUCAAUCGAGAGAAAAUUUACAAGCAGAGUUUGAAAGCAUUGUAAAACCAAUCAUUGUUGUUACUGACACACAGUUUGUUAUUCACAAAUACAGAGAAAAAUUACUGGCAUUCCUGAACGAGAGGCUUGCUUCAACAAUUGAUAAGAAACUUUCCCAAUCCAAACCUAACACUGCUGGUGGAAAUGCACCAAAUUUAAAAACCUCCAACAGCUCUUCAACAGAAAAUAGUGGUUCAAAAUACUUGAGUUCCAAAAAUACACAACAAUUAGGAGCAAUAACCACUGAUCAGUAUAUAUCACUGAUUAGAGAUCUAGUCUUUGUAGGGCUGUCCCUUCUCCAAAAGAGUGCUGAUAUUAUGGUAGUUUUAUUCCACUUAUUGGAGGAUGUUAAUGAGAAGGAAAAAUCAAAAGCAUCCUACGUAUUACGAGAAUUUGAGAAGAUUAAUUCAACAAUUACAGAAAUAAUUCAUAAUAGACUUUCAUUGAUUGUAUCUUUGAGAGGAGAAGUGACACUUGUUAAAAAUAGCACAAAAACAGAAUUACUCACGUUUAUGGAUAUUUGUUUCACUUUUAUAGAAACUAGUGAAAAAAUUAUGGGAAAGAAGAUUAAUUUUUUGAAAAGUACUAUUCAAGCAGUUGGUAAAACAUUUUUGGAUGAGUUCGAUAAGCAACACUUGGAUAUUAUAAAAUCAGUUUUGGAAAAGGAGAAUUGGAUUUGGGUUGAAAAUAUUCAGCCAAAACAUCAAGAGACUGUAAAUAGCAUAACAACGAGCGUCCUCAAUGAUGAAUCUCAAUCAUCUACAUCUGAGAGCAAAUAUAUAGUAAUAGUCAACGAGAAAUUUCCAAUCUGUUCCAGUUUUUUACACUUGGUAAGAAUGACAAAGAAUUUCCUAGAUCUAUUAUCACCAGAACAUCAAAAGUUUAUUAACAGUUUAGAAUUAAGCACAAGAAUAUGUAACUUGUAUGGAACUUUUAAUAUUGAUGUAAAAAAUUUGAUUUUAAAAGCUGGAGCCAUCAACUCAAAAUCUGGUUUGAAAACUAUUACAGCCAAACAUUUAGUUCUCACAUAUGAAGUAUUGGGAGCAGUAAUUGCAUUCCUAACACAAGUUAAAAUUUAUAUCGAAAAUGCAGAUUCAUAUUUGAAAGGAAAAUUAUCAAAAUUUGAUAAUCUACUCACUGAUCUAAAAGAACACAAGAAAUCAAUUUUCCAAAAGCUGUUUGAUAUUAUGAAAGAUGUUUUAGAAGGUCAUGCUAAGGAAAUUGUAAAGUUUGAUUGGGAUGGAGGACAAAGAAAGGAUUCUCCAUUUGGAGCUAUCCUUAAAGCAUUAUUGUCAGUGUACAAGGUUCUAAAGUCAUACCUUAGCACACAUCCAAACGAUUUAAAGUCUCUCUUUACCAAAAUUGUUAUCAUGUAUUCAAGUAGAAUGAAGACAGGAGUACAAUCACUCCAGAGAACAGGAUUGAGCAGAAGGGCAAUCAAAAACCUAAAGGAAGAUGUUGUUUCAGUAUCGAAACAAUUCCAACAAUGGUCAGAUGCUAUUGCAGACGAUUUCGAUAUGAAUGAAGUGGAUAGUUGCUUUAAUGAAUGUUUUGUUGUUGCAACUCCUUCCAACCUGGUAACCAUACCAGCUCAGGCAACAACCGACCAACCAAGCAACUCAAAUAAAUGA
Naegleria gruberi is the source of this 2934-nucleotide messenger RNA. RefSeq names its product vacuolar protein sorting-associated protein 54. The transcript has 3 exons. Gene Ontology annotation, molecular function: syntaxin binding. Gene Ontology annotation, biological process: retrograde transport, endosome to Golgi; Golgi to vacuole transport. Lineage: Eukaryota; Heterolobosea; Eutetramitea; Acrasida; Naegleriidae. The record is from RefSeq and is a predicted model, not a curated record. Bases 1 to 2934 code for a protein of 977 amino acids. Gene Ontology annotation, cellular component: GARP complex.